CCUCAUUCCAAUCCAUCAUCGCUGUUUCCCCAAUCCGCCCCAACCCCUAGUCAAAAAAAAAAAAAAAAAACGCCCCAACCCUCUCGCAACGCCAGCGACCGGAAUUCGCCCACACCAGCAGGGCUGCAGGAACUGAGUGAGAAUCUAAGAUGAACGUCGCCGGCGAGGCGAGGGUUACCAGCAGCAAGAAGUGGAGCAUCCUCUACCCUGUGUACAUCAACUCCAGGAAGACGGUCGCGGAGGGCCGCCACGUCGCCGCCGGCAAGGCCUGCCCCGACCCCACCUGCGGCGAGAUCGCCGAUUGCUGCUCGCAUCUCAAGAUCCCUUGCCAUAUCGAGCCGGAUAAAUCGUACCCGAGGGAUUUCUUGCAGGUGGGGAGGGUGAGAGUGCAGCUCAAGAGGGAUGAUGGCUCCCCUGUCAACCCAGAGAUUGUUACAAAGAAGAAGCUGAUGCUCCAGGUUGCGGAGUUGGUUCCUAAGCAUCUUGGAAGGACUAGGAAGCAGGAAUCUGCUUCCAAUUCUUCAUCAACAGCCCUAUCAAAGACGGGAAAGGGUGGAAGGUAUAAAAAGUAAUCGUGUCAUUGCAGGAACAUGACUAAACUCUGCCGAGUUACUCCUGAGGUGUGAGAAAUAAUGAUCUUAUGGAACUAUGAAAUUAAGAGGGGGUAGGUUACUGAACUUUCAGUGGAACUGCUUUCUGCUUACUUACAGGAGCUUAGCUGGUCGUGCUUACUGAAUCAACUGGCAGAUAUUAAGUUGUUUUAAGAGAGAAUUCCCUAUCUAGCACCAAAAAAAAUGUUUCUCUUAUUUAACAUCCAAACUUGAAAACUUUAUCUAGCAAUAAUUGAAAAUUUUGUUCCCUAUCUAGCA
Panicum virgatum (switchgrass) is the source of this 869-nucleotide messenger RNA. RefSeq names its product signal recognition particle 19 kDa protein-like. Bases 150 to 572 code for a protein of 140 amino acids. The record is from RefSeq and is a predicted model, not a curated record. The transcript is spliced from 4 exons. Gene Ontology annotation, cellular component: signal recognition particle, endoplasmic reticulum targeting. NCBI's taxonomy places the organism in Eukaryota, Viridiplantae, Streptophyta, Magnoliopsida, Poales, Poaceae. Gene Ontology annotation, biological process: SRP-dependent cotranslational protein targeting to membrane; SRP-dependent cotranslational protein targeting to membrane, signal sequence recognition. Gene Ontology annotation, molecular function: 7S RNA binding.